Molecule: messenger RNA, 1376 nt
Organism: Papaver somniferum (opium poppy)
Lineage: Eukaryota; Viridiplantae; Streptophyta; Magnoliopsida; Ranunculales; Papaveraceae
Product: GDSL esterase/lipase 7-like
Exons: 5
Coding region: 73-1179 (368 amino acids)
Molecular function (GO): hydrolase activity, acting on ester bonds
Source: RefSeq, a predicted model, not a curated record
UUCAGAACUAAACCCUACAAUAUUGCAUUCAAUCUAUCAACAACUCUUCAUUUCAGAGAAACUUCUGAAACCAUGGCAGUUUCCAGGGAGUCUUACUUCUUCAUGUCCAUUAACUCACUAAGUUUUCUUUUUUGUUUAACAAUGUUUAUGGGAAAAUCAUCAGGUGCAGGUGUACCAGCUAUAUACUUAAUAGGCGAUUCUCUUCUAGACAAUGGAAAUAACAACUUCCUACAGACUAUAGCGAAAUCAAAUUAUACUCCUUAUGGAAUUGAUUUCAUCACCGGACCAACGGGAAGAACUACAAAUGGUGCUACUGGAGGGGAUUUCAUUGCACAAUUUCUUGGCUUACCUUAUCCACCAGCGUAUUUGAGUCUGUCCCAGGCAAGUAGAAAAAUCACAACUACUGGUAUCACCUAUGCCUCGGGCGCGUCAGGAAUUCUUCCUGAAUCAGGAUCCGCAAUGGGAGACAUCUUAUCUCUAGAUGAACAAAUCAACUACUUUAACAGCACAGUAACAAAUGAUUUGCCUACAAUUUACAGCAUCCCAGCAAUCCUAUCCGCUAAAUUGGCCAAGUCUAUCUUUGUUAUUUCCACUGGUAGUAAUGACUAUUUCAACAACUACUUACAACCUCAGUUCUACAACAGUAGCCAAACUUAUUCUCCUCAGCAAUUUGCUGAUCUCCUAUUAAACACUUUCGAACAACAAUUGACGACUAUAUACAAACUAGGAGGGAGAAAAUUCCUAGUUUAUAGUCUCGGUGCUCUGGGAUGUUUACCAAUUGUGAGAGCCGGUGCUAAUCUAACAAGUAUGUGUCUAGAAGAUGUGAACAAUUUGAUUAACCUUUAUAACAAUGGACUUCCGACUAUGUUACAACGACUUACUUCGACCUUACAAGGCUCUACUUUCGUCCGAGCCGAUCUUUUUACACUAGGGAUUGAUCAGUUCCAAGAUCCUGUUAGAUUUGGAUUUUCCGAUGGAAGAACUCCUUGCUGUAAUUUUGAUGUGUCGGGGAAGUGUAUACCAGGAGGAACUCCAUGCAGUGAUAGAGAUGACCGUCUUUACUAUGACGCAAUUCAUCCAUCUGAAGCAGUGAAUUACAAAUUUGCGAGAGAUUGCUUCUUCCAGCGUAACUCGAAAUAUUGCACCCCGCUGAAUGUUCAACAAUUAGCAUUGAAAUAGUCAUGAUAAAGAAGUCCACACCACGGUUUUUGUUUCUGUAAUAAAUUUCCUCUUUGAGUGGAAUCCUCCUUAAGUUUCUGCAACUGUUUUUGUCUUCUGCUUAAUGUCUCUCUUUUGCUUUCUUUUGUUUUCCUGUUUGAAUUUGGAGCUCCUUCCUCCCGUUCCCCCUUUUUCAUUAAUAAAUUUCCGUUUUUUCU